Messenger RNA from Oreochromis aureus, 1263 nucleotides. RefSeq names its product golgin subfamily A member 6-like protein 2. Bases 192 to 926 code for a protein of 244 amino acids. NCBI's taxonomy places the organism in Eukaryota, Metazoa, Chordata, Actinopteri, Cichliformes, Cichlidae. The transcript has 3 exons. The record is from RefSeq and is a predicted model, not a curated record.
CACCUGAUGAUUUUUGAACAGGAUUCUCCAAACACAGUGUUUGCAGCGUUUUAACUGGAGAUUUCAUUUCCAAACACCAACCUGAACCUACAAGCAUCUCUCGCUAUUUGCUGUGACUCGACGAACGCUUUGGAAAAAUAUCGACAGCUAAACAAGUGUAACAGCGACUCUUCAGUGUUUCCUGAGCCCAAAUGGACCCAACAUUUGUCUCAGAAAAUCUGGCAUCUUGGGCAGUGCAGACUAGCGCUGCUGAUAUGAAACAGCAGCAGGAAGCUAACAGGAUUGCUGAAAGUGAAACGGUGCAAGAAUUAAAAGAUGCACUCCAUUUUGCCACUCAGGAGUUGAAGACUGCAAAGGAGGAAAAUGCAUCGUUAAAGAAGAAGAUUGCCGUCCUUGAAGAUGCUCACAAAAUGGAAGUGAGUAGCCUCCAAGAAGAGCUCAAACUCAAGGAUGAGGCGCUUCAAAGGUGUGUGAAGAAAAGAAGAGCUCGAACCAAAGCCUGGGUAGAACUCCUCCAUGAAUCGACGAUAAAAGACAUGGAGAUAAACACCAGGGAACAACACUGGAGCAGCAAGUGGCAAUCAACCGAGAAGAGUCUGAAAGAGGAGAAAAAAAAGUGGAGGAGCUCCAAAUUAAGAACAAGCUUCUGUUUGAGAAAUUACAGGAAAAUCUGGACACAUGGAAGAACGUCCUUCAGGAGCUUGCACCCAAUGCUGACCACCAGGAAGAAACCCUGGAAACAAAUUCCCAUGAGGAAAAACUGGAAAGCCACGAGGGAGAAGAGGAGGGAAUGGACAAACCAAGAAAGGACGAGAAAAAGCAGGAAGAAAAGGAGGAAAAGCAGGAGACAGAAGAGGACAUCGAAGGAAACCUCGAGAGAAAAAGUGACGAGAAGAUGGAAGAUAAAACAGCAACUGAAGAUCUAAACCCAAACCUCUGCCUGGUUCCCAUCCCUCUCACUCCCUCCGACUCUUGCCCUUUACCCCCUGUCCCUACACCCCAACUCAACCCCCCUGCCUCCUCCCUACCUUACCCACUCUCUCGUGCCCUUUCCUACUCUUCACCCAGCUCUUAUUCUUUACGCCACACCCUUAGUCUCCACACCUUCCCCCAAUCCUCCUCCCAACCUUACUCGGUCUCUCGUGCUCCCUCCUACUAUUUACCCUUGUUUUCCAAACCUGUGCAGCCCCUAAACUCUAAUGAAAUUUUUGAUCUGCUUUUUUGUUCAUUUUAAAAUAAACAUGUGAAAUUUCAUUAAACUUA